Panonychus citri (citrus red mite) is the source of this 1435-nucleotide messenger RNA. RefSeq names its product zonadhesin-like. The record is from RefSeq and is a predicted model, not a curated record. Bases 176 to 1342 code for a protein of 388 amino acids. NCBI's taxonomy places the organism in Eukaryota, Metazoa, Arthropoda, Arachnida, Trombidiformes, Tetranychidae. The transcript has 2 exons.
GUCAAUAGAAAGGGAAGAAGAUAAUUGAUUCAUUGGAAUUAAUUAUCUUUAUAAUAAUUAAUGACUUUCAAUCAUGAAAACAAAUUUGUUAUAAAUAUCAGGUCUCUUUAGGUUGGCCCGUGAGAUUAAUUGUUACUUUACAAGUGAUCAGAUUGUUUGUUAACAGUUAAUCAAGAUGAGCUUUUUAAUUAUCUCAAUUGUUGUCAAUUGUUUUGUUCUAAUCGCUUCAGCUCAAGAUGAAGCUUCUGCUGUCGCUUCAGCGGAUUCAUUUGCUUCUGCAGUAGCUAAUUCAUCGGCUCCAUUAUCAGGUGAAUCUAAGGCUCGAACAGCCGACAAGGUUUAUAAUCCGUGUGGAACUGUUUGUCCUUUGACUUGUGCACAACCUAAACCACGAGGUUGUAUCAGAACCUGUAAAGCUGGUUAUCUCUGCCCUGACGGCUAUUAUGAAAACUCUCAAGGUAAAUGUGUCCUCCUAGAAGAUUGUGACUCAGCUCCAACCACAACUGAGCCUCCACGUCAUUUACCAGGUCACAUUGUAUAUCGACCUCCAACCGCAGAAAAGGUUUACAGCGAAUGUGGAUCUACUUGCCCAUUGAAAUGUUCCAGUCCCAAGCCACAAAUUUGUAAUGCUCUUUGUAGACCCGGUUUCGCUUGCCCUAAAGGCUACUACGAAAACUCUGCUGAUAAAUGUGUCCUUCCCGAAUAUUGUGACUCAGCUCCAACCACAACUGAACCUCCACGACAUUUACCAGGACACAUUGUUGGACGUCCUCGACCUCGACCUCGACCAUUCCCCAUCAAUGAUCCAUCACCAUCAUGGCCAAAUGAAUUCAAGCCUCGAACUGCUGCCAAGGUCUACAAUGAAUGUGGAACCGCUUGUCCAAAAACUUGCGCUCAACCCAACGAUCGACCUUGUAUCUUAAUCUGUAAGGAAGGAUGGUUCUGUCCAUCAGGUUAUUACGAAAACUCAGUCGGUGAAUGUGUUCUCUUGGAAGACUGCGAUUUAGGAUCACAACCUCCACGAAAUUGUUGGACACCUCGACCUCAACCAGCUCUAGGUAACCAAGAGCAAUUAAAUAUCGCUGAAUAUAACAAAUCUUUUAAAACUGUUCAGUGUUUCAUCAUGAAAUAUACACUCGUUUUCUUGGUUACUCUUUUCGUUAUCGUUUCUUGUUCGGCAGAAGUCCAAAAGGAAUAUAAAUCAUGUGGAUCGGCUUGUCCACCAACUUGUGCCAAUCCAAAUCCUCAAAUUUGUACCAUGCAAUGUGUAUCCGGAUAUUUCUGUCCAAGAGGUUACGUUUUAAAUAGACGAAAUCGAUGUGUUCGAGUUCAAGACUGUUGAAAUCAAAAGGACAAUCUAUAUAUAUGAUAUAUCAAUGCUACGAUUGUUGUGUAUCAUUAUGAUGAAUAAAAAUAACGAAUAAUUUUACUCCAA